AUGGACAAGGAUGUAAGCCGUAACAUGAGUGUACUACGGGAGCAAUCGUCACUGAUCGUGGAACGACAAUCUGCGUGUGCUACCUAUUUAUCAUGCAGGACCGUGCCAUCGAAAGUAUCGGGAGUGUAUCUCAUCCGCAUUGACAACGCUACGACACAAUUUAAAGCAUUUUGUGAGCAAAAUAGGCUUGGAGGCCGUUGGCUUGUGGUGCAACAUCGGUUCGAUGGCUCGGUUGAUUUUUACCGGAACUGGACCGAAUACCGCGAAGGUUUUGGUGAAGUAGACAAGGAGUUCUGGCUCGGGCUGGAAAAGAUACACCAGAUCACGACGGCUCGGCCACACGAAAUAAUCAUCGAGAUGAAGGACUUUAGCGGUGUUCACAAGUUUGCCCGCUAUGAUGCAUUCAAAUUAAGCGGUGAAAAUGAUCAAUAUAGGCUCACGCUAGGAAAGUACAGGGGAACUGCAGGUGACUCAAUGAAAGUUAGUAAAGGAAUGAAAUUUUCAACCAAAGAUCGAGAUAACGAUUUGAGUACUGAUUAUGCUUGUGCACGAGAGAUGGAAGGAGCCUGGUGGUACAAGAACUGUGCCAAUGCAAACUUGAACGGACGGUACCAGAAUACUACCCAUCGGAAGUCCAUGCAUUGGUAUCAUUUCCAAAAAGACUUUCAAGGAAUGAGCUGCUCCAGGAUCAUGAUACGGGAAUUACGAUAA
This is a messenger RNA of Anopheles aquasalis, 711 nucleotides long. Its product is annotated as ficolin-3-like. Lineage: Eukaryota; Metazoa; Arthropoda; Insecta; Diptera; Culicidae. The record is from RefSeq and is a predicted model, not a curated record.